AUGAACUUGCUACCACAUCUUGUGGUCUCCUUGUUUGCCAUCUUCCUAUGGAAAUUCCUACACUCGGUGAUAUGGGUCCCACUGAGGAUCCAAAACCACUUCCGCAAACAAGGCAUUCGGGGCCCUGCCUACCGUCCGAUCUUCGGAAACACGGCCGAGAUGAACCGGAUCAAAGCCCGAGUUCUGGGAAAGUCAAAAGGAUUUGACCAUGACAUCCUUCAGCGGGUCACUCCUUUCUACCACGAAUGGUCACCCAUGUACGGGAAGACUUUGCUGUGCUGGUUCGGGUCAAUGCCCAGAUUGGUGAUAUCCGACCCGGAAAUGAUAAAGGAAGUUCUGACCGAUACAAGUGGGGCGUUUGACAGGACUCCUUGGAACCCAUCGGUGAAGCUCUUCUUCGGACAAGGACUACUUGCUCUGGCUGGUGACCAAUGGGCUUUCCACAGAAAGAUCGCUAACCGAGCCUUUAGAUCGGAGCAAGUUAAGAGUUGGGUGCCAGAGGUUGUGGAAAGCACAACAAAAAUGCUUGAGAGGUGGAAAGAGAAUAGAGAAGAAAGGGAUGAAUUUGAACUUGAUGUGCACAAAGAACUUCAUGAACUCUCUGCGGACAUUAUAUCUAGAACAGCUUUUGGAAGCAGUUUUAAGAACGGAAAGCAAAUUUUCAAGCUGCAAGAGCAGCAAUUUCAGCUCACUCGAGAAGCUAUUAAUAGCGUCUACAUUCCCGGGUUCAGGUUUAUGCCUACUAAAAAGAACAGAGAGAGAUGGAGACUAAGGAAAGAGACUCACCAAUCUGUUCAAAUGUUGAUCGAUAAAACCUGCAGGAGCACAGAAAACUUGGGGAAUUUUCUUGGUCUGUUGAUGUCUACACAUAAAAAUCAAAAAGAUGAAGUAAGAUUAACAACCAAGGAAAUAGUAGACGAAUGCAAGACGUUCUAUUUCGCGGGAAAGGAAACAAGUGCCAAUCUCUUGACUUGGGCACUUCUCAUUCUAGCACUUCAUCAAGACUGGCAAAACAAGGCUAGAGAAGAAGUGAUGCAAGUUUGCAAACACAAUGAGCCAAUAACAGCUGAGGAUUUACACGACCUUAAGAUAAUUAGCAUGAUAAUCAAUGAAACGCUUAGACUCUACCCAAUAAGUGGUGCAAUGUUGAGGCAAGCAUCCGAAAAUGUGAAGGUUGGAAACCUUGACAUUCCUGCAGGAACAGAGUUAUAUUUGGCCAUGACUGCGACACAUCAUGAUAAGGAGAUAUGGGGAGAAGAUGCUAAUUGUUUUAACCCUUUGAGGUUUAAUGAGCCUAGAAAGCAUUUAGCCUCUUAUUUUCCAUUUGGGUUAGGACUCAGAAUCUGUGCUGGUCAGAAUUUAGCUCUGAUGGAGUCAAAGAUCGUCCUAGCUAUGAUCAUUAAGCAGUAUUCUUUUGUGCUGUCUCCAACAUAUGUUCAUGCCCCUAUGAUUUAUAUGAGUUUGCAGCCUCAGUAUGGCGCACCAAUCCUUUUUAGGAGGAUAUUUGGCUGA
This is a messenger RNA of Morus notabilis, 1512 nucleotides long. RefSeq names its product cytochrome P450 734A1. NCBI's taxonomy places the organism in Eukaryota, Viridiplantae, Streptophyta, Magnoliopsida, Rosales, Moraceae. Bases 1 to 1512 code for a protein of 503 amino acids. The record is from RefSeq and is a predicted model, not a curated record. The transcript has 4 exons. Gene Ontology annotation, molecular function: monooxygenase activity; oxidoreductase activity, acting on paired donors, with incorporation or reduction of molecular oxygen; heme binding.